AUGCCUUCCCAUCCUGAGGUUUUGUGGGCACAAAGAAGCUCAGCAAGUGACGAGACUAAGAAUGUCAUCUACCUCACCGUGAAUCUAACAGAGAUCAAAGAAUCUACGUUGGUUUGCGAGCUAGAGCCUACCAAACUCACGUUCAAGGCGACGGCUGGAGCAUCGACCAAAGGCAUCGAAGAAAAGGAGUAUGAAUUUGCUCUCGAUCUUUUCGAAGAGAUCGAUCCUGAAAAAUCAAGUAAGCGCUUGACUACGCGUUCCCUGGUUCUCGUCCUCCGCAAAAAGGAGGCGAAAGAAGCGUAUUGGCCUCGUCUCACUAAGGAAAAGAUCAAGCAUCCUUUCAUCAAGACUGACUUCAGCCGAUGGGUAGAUGAAGAUGAGCAGGACGGCGCCGAGGCUGUGGACGAAGAUCUGAUGGAGGGCAUGGGUGGCAUGGGUGGCGGCAUGGGUGGCAUGCCAGGAAUGGAAGGCCUGGGUGGCAUGGGAGGUAUGCCGGGUAUGGGUGGUAUGGGUGGUAUGGGUGGCAUGGACUUUGAGAAGAUGAUGGCUUCGAUGGGCGGCAUGGGUGGCGCCCCCGCCUCCGGGGGAGAUGAGGAUUCCGGUCCCAGCGUGGAGGAUUCCGACGAUGACGAUGACGGCCCUCCACCACUUGAACAGGCCGAGCCCACCAAGCCAUGA
Molecule: messenger RNA, 678 nt
Organism: Pleurotus ostreatus (oyster mushroom)
Lineage: Eukaryota; Fungi; Basidiomycota; Agaricomycetes; Agaricales; Pleurotaceae
Exons: 5
Coding region: 1-678 (225 amino acids)
Biological process (GO): chaperone-mediated protein complex assembly; protein folding
Cellular component (GO): cytosol; nucleus
Molecular function (GO): Hsp90 protein binding; protein-folding chaperone binding
Source: RefSeq, a predicted model, not a curated record